CUUCUUAUAUAUUAGACAAAUUGUAAAUAACUGCCAAUUUUAAGGUGGAGAAAAUGACAAUACCAACAUAUAACCUUUUAUGCAUAGGAUCAUUCAUGUUCUUACUAUGUUUCAGCAUUACCUUUGGUCGCAAGAACCUAGAAGAUAAGCUCGGUGACACUCUAUUUGCACCCAAACCUGUUGAAGCAACCGAGCUUAGAGCCGCUUUAGUUACUAAUUCCGAAGCUACCGACAUUUCAAGUAGUAUUGGUUUGGGAGAAGUUGGAAGUCAAGAGAUGCAUCACAUUUACAUAGAAACAAGUAAGGAUUCGAGUCUCGGAAAUAAACAAGACAAUAUAAACUCUAUGCCUAGGAAGGUUAUAAGGGGUAUCGUUUCCAUCUCAUUCUCAUUUCCUAUCAUCAAGAUUGGGGUUCCUAUUCCGAAGCCAAAUAUUACGGUGGCUGCCAUAAACCAACUCAACGAAGAAGAGAUGAUUAAAGGCAUCGUCAUAACUCCAACGAAGACUAAUGAGUUGUGUAUUUCCCUUGGAAAUGACGGUUUAGAGCUCUCAUAUAGCUAAAAACAAUCUCAAGAGCCGUAUAUCGAAGGCCCAUUGCCAACUUCCUAAGGGUUAUGCUGGAGAUUGAAGUGACUAUAAAACAUAUGACGAAUUGAUAAAGUUGAUGGAAGUACUUUUUUUUUUUUGGACAAAGUACUUGAUGGAAGUACUUGAGUUAUGGUUUAAGAGACAAAUAAGUUGUUGGUGACCAACGAGUAUAAACAAUAUAUGUAGCCAUCAUUAACAAAAACCUUGAGAAAAGUUGAAAAUGAAGAAUGACAAAAGGAUAUAUGUGAA
Molecule: messenger RNA, 836 nt
Organism: Arabidopsis lyrata subsp. lyrata
Lineage: Eukaryota; Viridiplantae; Streptophyta; Magnoliopsida; Brassicales; Brassicaceae
Exons: 1
Coding region: 54-560 (168 amino acids)
Source: RefSeq, a predicted model, not a curated record